CAUACUGGUUGAAACCGACAGAAAGCUGCUGGAGUUCUGCCACCGAGUCGACCAGCAGGGAGACAGACAGCCUUCAGCCGCCUCACAGUGAGCCCUUCACCUCACUAGCUCCUGACUUUGACCCCGGUAUGUCCACUCUCUGUGUGCUGAGGACUCGCUGCUUCCUCCGGCAGGUCUUCCCCAGCCUGCCCGCCGCUGUUUCCACCAUGCACAAACACUACAGCCUGGACGUCGCCGCUCCUCUGCUGCGGACUGACAGCUACGUGAACGGCCGCUGGGUCCCUGCAGCCUCGGUGUUCCCCGUCCUGGACCCAGCCACGGGGAAGGAGAUAGCCCGAGUGUCGGACUGUGGACCUGCCGAGGCCAAGCAGGCUGUGGACGCCGCGUAUAAGGCGUUUCACUCGUGGAAACAGUACACGGCCAAGGAAAGGAGCAUCCUCCUGAGGAAGUGGUUUGACCUGGUGACGCUGCACAAAGAAGACCUGGCCAAGCUGAUCACCUUUGAGAGCGGUAAGCCCCUGAAGGAGUCUCUUGGCGAGAUCGCGUACUCUGCCUCCUUCCUGGAGUGGUUCUCUGAGGAGGCUCGCCGAGUUUACGGCGACAUCGUCCCGUCGCCCGCCAAAGACAGAAAGAUCCUUCUCCUCAAACAGCCUGUGGGCGUGGCCUCUAUCAUCACACCAUGGAACUUCCCGAGCGCGAUGAUCACCAGGAAGGUCGGAGCUGCUCUGGCUGUCGGCUGCACGGUGGUGGUGAAACCCGCCGAGGACACGCCCCUGUCAGCGCUCGCUCUAGCUGAGCUGGCGGAGCAGGCAGGGAUCCCGGCGGGGGUCUUUAACGUGGUCCCGUGCUCCAGGGAGAAGACUCCCUCAGUCGGGGAGGUUCUCUGCACCGACCCGCUGGUAGCUAAAAUCUCCUUCACCGGCUCCACUGCCACUGGAAAAGUGCUGCUCAGAAUGGCUGCUGACACUGUGAAGAAGGCAUCCAUGGAGCUGGGAGGCCACGCCCCCUUCAUAGUGUUCGACAGCGCUGAUGUGGACAAGGCGGUGGGCGGAGCCAUGGGGUCCAAAUUCAGGAACUCUGGACAGACGUGCGUGUGUUCGAACCGCUUCCUGGUUCAGAGCGGCAUUCACGAUCGUUUCAUGGAGAAGCUUGGUCAGGCGAUGGACGCUGAGCUCCGCCUGGGACACGGCUUGGAGCCCAACACCACACAGGGCCCGCUCAUCAACACCAGAGCUGCAGAGAAGGUUGCUCAUCAGGUUUCAGACGCUGUGUCCAGAGGAGCGAAGGUGUUGAAGGGCGGGAAUCGUCUGGAAGGUUCCUUCAUGGAGCCAACCCUGCUGGCCGACGUCACCACAGACAUGCUGUGUACGAGAGAGGAGACGUUCGGCCCACUGCUGCCCGUCAUCAGGUUUAACACGGAGGAGGAGGCUCUGGCUAUCGCUAACGCAUCGAAUGUUGGGCUGGCAGGCUACAUGUACUCCCAGGACGUGAGUCAGAUCUGGCGGGUGGCCGAGGCGUUGGAGGUGGGCAUCGUCGGAGUAAACGAAGGUCUCCUGUCCACCCCGGAGGCCACGUUUGGGGGGGUCAAACAGUCCGGAUUGGGCCGGGAAGGCUCCAAGUACGGCAUCGACGAGUACCUGGAGGUGAAGUACAUGUGCUUUGGAGGUCUGAAACCCUGAAGAGGACGGAGCGACGCCACAGAUCCAGUGCCUGGCCGCUCUAUGAGAGAGAUCCCGACUGCUCAUCGUGUGCUGAUGACACCUCUGUCUCUGCGAGUUCACAGCUCAGGGUGAGGUGGGGGAGGCAAAGAGAGGACGACAGUAUGGAUUUGCUCUACUUCAAAUAGAACUUGAGGUACAGAUGUGUUAGAAUGUCAAGAAAAGCACUGUAUGGACACUGUAACCCCCUCAGGGAGAAAAAGUCUUGCUAGUCGUGUUGUUGAAUCGUGGUCGUGGCACGUCUUGGAUGCAUCAUUAAUUAUGGUGCACUACAAAACUAUUUCAUUCCCAGCGCUCGUAAUCUGGUGUGACGUUUGAUGAUGAGUUGUGACGUUGCAGUCAGGCCAAAAUCUGGCUGAAUUCCUGUAGUCUGAUCCGACCUAAAGCAUGUGCAGUUUGACAUGAUUGUAAUACAGUCUGCCAUUGGUUGACAGUGUCGCUACCUGAUCCGUCUCGGAAACCCAAUUCGUACUGCGCAUGCGCAAACGCGUUUUCAUCCGCUCGGCAGAGAAUGGUCUAGCUGCAGCCGCUACAAAACACGCCCCAUCGAUCCAUACAAUAAAUUAAUUCUAACCCUAACCAGUGGAAUUUAAAUGCUAAACCUAACCUAAAGCAGAUGUAGACGCAUGUUUCCCGGUUUCCGGGACGGAUCGGGUAGCAACAGGCAGCCUCUCAAAAAGCAUUAUGGGAAAAAAAUAUGGCCCUUAGCAUUCAAGCUAGCAGCAAUAAAUGAUUGAAAAGGGUUCAAAAAAUGACAAAAAUACAUUCUGUAUCAGAUCUACCAGAGUGUAUUUAAGUCUCUGGAGAGUCCCAUGCCAUGGAUAGCAUCAAUCAAACGGCACAUCAGCUUCAAGAGGGAGAAAAAGUAAGAAGCUAUGAUUUAUGGUCACGUGUACUCGCCGAUACCAAAACCAACAUUUGCAGCAGAAUCUGACAUUUCUGAUAGUAGUUUAGGAAUCUGAACAACAGUAAUAUGUAUAAAUCUCCUUUCUGAGGGUUCAUCAAUGAUGACAAAUGACUACUUUAUAAACACAUUGCCUCCUUUUUUAUUAGAUUUUAUCUGAUAUGACGAUACUUUUAAAGAUGUUAGAUAUUAUUGGUAUAUCUGUAUAGGCAGAUAUUAGCUGAAAAAAUGAGUUAUCACAUGAGCAUUUGUUUAAAUUUUUGCCAAUAUUUACAACCAAUAUUUUGUCUAUAAAAACCGGCCUUUAUCAGAAGUAAAUAUUGGCCGUUAGUUUUAGUCUGGACCAACAGUCCUACAACAGCAGAAGUCUUCUUUUUAUUCAUUGUCAUUCCUUACGCUUUUAAAGGCUGAUGUUUUAAGGUCUGAACAUUUAAAUAUUAGUGUCAGCUAAAAGUAAAAUAUAAAUAUCAGCAUAUCUGAUAUCAGCAGUUUGUUUAUGGGUCAGGGGUUUUCAUCGCUAGAUACUUCCAAACUACAGCUUUUGGAAAAUAAUAUUAUGAUUCAAUAUUUACAGCUGGUUUAUCGGCUGUAAAUAUCAGCAGAAAAUCUGCCGAUACCAGUUUGUUUAAUUCCUCUUCUUUGAUCUGAGCAUGAAAAUCAGACAAAAUAAUCACUUUUGCUUGACUUAUGAAUACUGAAAGAGGAAAUUCAAAUUCAGAUUCAUGUGGAUUCAAACAGCCACCAUAAACAGAUGUCCUUUAAAAACAGUGUUAGUGUGGAUUCCUUAUGCAGUUAAAACAGGAAGCUUUUCAUCUGAGCCACCAUAAAAGUAAAAGAAGGCUUGCAGAUGUGCCAUAUAAUUAUUUUUUAAAGCAAUUUUUCAUAACAGAAUAGUCCUUUUUUAUUUUUUGGUGUUUGACAUGAGCUGAAACUCUCAUCUUUGCUGCCCUCUGGUGGUUAGAACCACGUUCAGCUAUUUCUGCAAUCACUAGAGAUUAAAUUCCUCCCCCUAAAUCCUGAUAAUGUUGAAACAGUUUAAUAAAAUUAAUCUGAAGAUGUUUUAUUAUUGUUGAAUGAUAAUAACCAGGUGUUAUGGAGCUAUUUCUGUUUCCAUGAUUGUACAGCUCGUUGUGUUUCUAAUAUGAAGUGAAAUCUGUCCUAAUUGUAAAAUACUGUUGUAGUUAGAAUUUAAAGAGAAUAACUUUUCUAUGACUGUCUAGAGAUAU
This is a messenger RNA of Cheilinus undulatus (humphead wrasse), 3848 nucleotides long. RefSeq names its product aldehyde dehydrogenase 5 family, member A1 (succinate-semialdehyde dehydrogenase) (gene aldh5a1). Gene Ontology annotation, biological process: GABA catabolic process. The transcript is spliced from 11 exons. Bases 129 to 1679 code for a protein of 516 amino acids. Gene Ontology annotation, molecular function: succinate-semialdehyde dehydrogenase (NAD+) activity. The record is from RefSeq and is a predicted model, not a curated record. Lineage: Eukaryota; Metazoa; Chordata; Actinopteri; Labriformes; Labridae.